AGUGUAAAUUCCCAUAUUACCCUCCAUUUCAUCUCAAAACUACACAUCGGCAAAUUCAGAGUCUUCAGUUUCAAAACCCCACCGGCGCCAGCUAAAACCCUACUGACACUCUACCGUCCGUACAAAUCCCGGCGAAAAUGGAAUCGGAAAAAUCCUCAGCUCAAAUCAACGACAAAGAUUUGUUCAAAGCUGCUGAAUCUGGUGAUUCAUCGCUCUUCAAAUCACUUCCCGAAGAACAGCUCCUCAAAUCCCUCUCUCUCCGUAAUGAAGAUGCUCGUUCUCUCCUUCACGUUGCCGUCUCUUCUGGACACACUGAGGUGGUGAAGAUUCUUGCAGCUGCUGAUCCCUCAGUGAGUGGUAUAAAUAGUGGUGAUGAAGAAGGUUGGGUGCCGUUGCACUCUGCAGCAAGCAGUGGUAAUGUGGAAAUUGUGGAGAUUUUGCUUAGCAGAGGGGCUGAUGUAAAUCUGAAAAAUGAUGGCGGCCGCACUGCUCUUCAUUAUGCUGCUAGCAAGGGUCGAGCGAAAAUAGCUGAACUUUUGAUUUCACAUGGUGCUAAGAUCAAUGCAAAAGACAAGGCUUGUAGGAUGCACCCCAUUGCAUCGUGCAGCUAGCACUGGGAACUCUCAGCUGUGCGAACUAUUAAUUGAGGAAGGUGCUGAAGUUGAUGAAGUUGACAAGGCAGGGGAAACACCUUUGAUGACUGCUGUUGUAUGUGGCAAUAAAGAGGUAGCUUUGCUCCUCAUAAGACAUGGAGCAGAUGUUGACGUUGAGGACAAGGAAGGGUACACUGUUCUUGGUCGAGCUUCUAAUGAUCUUCGCCCAGUAUUGGUUGAUGCUGCAAAGAUGAUGCUCGAAGGAUAAACUCCAUGACCUUAUAGUAGCCCAUCAGAAAAUGCAAGCCAACUCUGUAAAUGUUCAACAUGAAGCGUGCUCAGCUAGAUACAGACCAAUGAAUAUCUUUCUGAAACUCUUUUAGUUGUAUGGGAGGAAAUCUAAAUGAUGUUCUGACUACUGUAUUGUUUUCAACUAACUUAAACAGAUAUGUUCACUCCUUG
This is a messenger RNA of Solanum verrucosum, 1055 nucleotides long. RefSeq lists its product as uncharacterized. Lineage: Eukaryota; Viridiplantae; Streptophyta; Magnoliopsida; Solanales; Solanaceae. Gene Ontology annotation, molecular function: protein binding. The record is from RefSeq and is a predicted model, not a curated record. The coding region runs from base 138 to 611 and encodes 157 amino acids. The transcript is spliced from 5 exons. Gene Ontology annotation, cellular component: cytoplasm; nucleus.